AGGAUGCCCUCCUCGAGCACCUCAGCCCCAGGAGCAGCGGGCAGCGGUCUCACGCAGACUGGCCUUGUUUGAGCUUAUGUGCUCCAGCGUUACCUGGUGUCCCGGCUCUUCUGCUCAGCAAGUGUGGCUUCUCGUUUCAAUUACCCAUCGAUUACCACAGCGCAGCUACUGCAGUUCAUUUCAGCACACAUAAAAACCCCCAUCUUCCUCCUUGAAGACCUUCUGCCAGUUCUAUGGGUUUUGAGGAACCAACUAAUUUCCUGGAAGCUUUGCGGCAUACAUAACUGAUACGUCAGAAAAGCAACUGGGAAGUGGUUUGCAGAAGCAGCCAAACACAAUUCUUUCUCCAUGCGUUCGUACAUUGCAGAAAUUUAUGCAAAGGGCUAUGGAUUUUUUAUUAUUAUUAUGGGGUUUUUUUACUUUGACAGACCUUACCUGAGUUUUCGGUCUUCAGCUGUGUUUUGCAGCUUUUCUGCCCUGUAGAGAGCCCAAGGCUUUUCCUGUUGCACAAGGCCUCUUCCCAUUCCCUCAAACAUAGUGCGUCAGGUUGUUGUAUGUGUGGUGUGGUUUUCCUUUCAUUCAGAGUUUAUACUUUUGUGAAACUACUGGGUAGGAAAAGUGACUUUUGGAGGAAAAAGCAUGGCAUACCACACAGAAAAGCCCACCCUGACCAGCAUUGUUCUUCCUGAGGAGCUCUGCUAGGGCAUGCACCAGAAAAGCAGAUCUGGAUGACAGCAAGCACCAUUUUGCAGUGUAAAGCCGUCAUGGUUUGCCCUAACCCUGGGCAAAUCCAGCCUGGAUCAGCUGGAAUCAAAGUUCUGCUUGAAUCACUCAACAAGAACGAGCAAUCAGCCAAUGGCCAGUCCCAGUCCAGGGAGUCCACAAACCCUCAGUUCAAGAAAAUGAGCGGGAACUUCCCAUCGGCUAACGGGGAGGCUGGUGGGGAGGCCCCCAAGGGCUACACUCAGGACCAGGUGGAUGCAGUGAAGAGGGUAAAGCAAUGCAAAGAUUACUAUGAAAUUCUGGGAGUAAACAGAGAAGCUUCUGAUGAGGACCUGAAAAAGGCUUACCGGAAACUUGCACUGAAGUUUCACCCAGAUAAGAACCAUGCACCAGGGGCUACAGAGGCAUUUAAAGCCAUUGGUAAUGCGUACGCAGUAUUGAGCAACCCAGAGAAGAGGAAGCAAUAUGACCAGUUUGGAGACGAGAAACUCAACCCAGCUCGGCAUGGACACAGUCACUCAGACUUCCAUCGCGGGUUUGAGGCAGACAUCUCCCCCGAGGACCUCUUCAACAUGUUUUUUGGUGGUGGUUUUUCUUCUAGUAACGUUCACGUGUACAGCAACGGCAGGAUGCGAUAUACCUACCAUCAGAGGCAGGACAGACGAGAACAUCAGGGUGACGGUGGCCUUGGGUUGUUUGUCCAGCUGAUGCCUAUCCUCAUCCUGAUCAUUGUGUCUGCUCUCAGCCAGAUGAUGGUCUCCAGCCCACCCUACAGUUUGAGCCAUAGGCCGUCUGUGGGUCACAUACACAGGAGAGUGACAGAGCACUUGAAAGUCAGCUACUACGUAUCUGAGAACUUUGCAGACGAGUACACGGGCACGAACCUGAAAAAUGUUGAAAAGAGCGUGGAGGACGACUACAUUGCAAACCUUCGAAAUAACUGCUGGAAAGAGAAGCAGCAGAAGGAAGGCUUGUUGUACCGGGCACGCUACUUUGGAGACUCGGAUCUGUACCAGCGAGCACAGAGGAUGGGCACCCCCAGCUGUAGCAGACUGUCAGACGUUCAAGCCUCCCUGCAUGGAUAGUCACCGCCUGCCCGCUCAGCAGAGGUCUAAGUACGAGCUGGUGACGCUUCCCCUGGCAGCAGAGCAGAGCACAAUAGUGCUUUUAAUACUUACUUAAAUCUCUGUUUGAGACACAGAUCCUCAUGAGUCUCCUCUGGAUGCACACGCGUCAUGGGGGGAAGCACCCCCCACUGUCAAGCAUACACUCGUUAAUUGGGAAAUUGAUUUUGUUAGUUUGCAUGUCGGCUCUCUCCAAGCUCCCUGUUUUCUCUGGCACUGGCAGUGUUGGGUCUCUAGGAACAGAGCAAAAGCCCCGGCCUUGUUGGCGAUGCAGCUGAGGUCUUGUCAACUGUGCUUUCGAUAGAGCAGCCAUGCGCGCCUCGGCUGGUUGGGAGCUUUUUACUGGCCAUGGCAGCCAGCUGCCAUGUUCUAAUGAACCCUUUUUUGGUUGCUUUAUUGUCUGUCUUACUGAAAAAGCUGUCGUCCCCUGGCACUUGAAGCAAUAUGAUGACAGGGAAUGCGCUCCUACCAAACAGAUGUUCCUUGCCCCUCCUGUUGCCUUCCCAUGGCACUCAAGGAGAACAAAGCAAAUGGCCAGAGUUCACAGCAGGCGGUAGAAGUAACUUACUGUGUUAAACUGGGAAUCAGAGUAGAAACAGCUGAGGGGGAGCCUGGAAGACUCAGGGGUUAGAGAGCUUGGAUUAAGGCGAGCCCAGGGAGCACGUGUGAGACCAGGUGUGCUGGGUCACAGGAGAACUGCACCAAAAUAAUGAAAAUAUUGGCAUGCAUUUUGGAGUCCUUUUUCUGCUUAAUUAUCUGAGUGAUCUCACCUACCAGAUAUAGUGCUGGGAUGGCUGUAAAACACCCAGGCCCCUCCUACCGCAAAGUUAUUGGAGAACAGGGUUUCUAUAGAAAAUAAAUCAGAGGUGAAGCUUGCCCCAAGCGUUAGUUUUACAGACAACAUUUAGGCUUGCGAAGACCUCUUGAAGAUGUCGGACAUCUAGCUGCUUGAUUUGUAGGCACAAGUAAGGAGGUUUAGCAGGGGAGGUUUUGUUUGGUUUUUGUUUUCCUUGGCAAAGGGAGUGCGCCUGAAAGUUUGGCCUCUAAAGCAAAUCCUCUGGGUCACGUUCGGCCUUUUUUUGGGUGUAUCCUGUUUUUGGAGCCAUUCUUAUCUUGAUACACCCACUCUCCUGUUUUGAUAACGGCGCCUCUUCUUUCACGACAGACCAGCAUUAAUUACCUGCUUUUCUUCAAUUGCCUCUCUGUACCUGUGGUCUGAAAAGAGAGCUGCUCUUAGGCAGAGGGCCCGCUGCGGGCUGAAACAGUGCGAUUAAAAAGGCUGCUGCCUGUAAUGUGGGGGGAAGGAACAGGGAGGUACGGCGACGUGCGCUUGUCGGGAGGCUGACACCGCUACCGCUUUUGUCCCCAGACUCUUAAAAUGCCUGAAGACUUUUGGUGAAGUGCACUGAGUCGAGGUGACAGACUUGCUGUUUAAAAGAAUCAAACCUUAUCUUAUAAAUGGAAUUGGAGAAUUAGCAACGCACAACUGCCCCCUUUCUUCUCUCUGCCUGCCUCUGCCGUUCGACCUACGUCUGGGGCAGCGAUGAGGACAGGAAAUCAAGCUGCCCAUGUUCCUUCUUCCCUUCUGACACCACUAGUGUGCAACAGUCUUGUUGCUCCUGGGAUCCCACAUGCCUGAGAACAGACACGUAGAGUGUAAAAACCCACAAACUGACUGCAGAAGCCAUGAAGCUGAAGGAUGCCCUUCGCGACCACGCUGGUCACUGCCGAUGGAGAGAGGAGUUGGACGAUUUGGUGAUAAAACUCUAAAAAAAAGGAAAAAAAAAUAUAAUCUAUUUAGAAUUAAUUUAUAGCUGUAUAUAUGUUGUACUUUUAAACUAUGCAGGGGUUGGAUGAUUAAAUUAUUUUGUUUCCUGCACGGUUUGGUAAACAGGGAAGCGGGAAGUCUCUUCCCAGGGUGUCUCGUUCUGCAGCGCUUUCCUGCCUGACACACUAAAACAAGAAUCACUUUUCAGUUACUGUAUUUUGCUUUCUGGAGGACAGCAGCAUUCUGCACCUUAGGAUGUCAAUACCUGCCUUUUGGGUUUUAAUAAAAGGAAUUCCGCUCUGUAGGGGGUAACAGAGAAAUGGGGGAAGCUGUCCAGAUUCAUGGUGUGGUUCUGCCGCGUUGGCAGAAGCUGCAGCAGGUCAGCUGAGCCCCGGCGUUGCACUCGGUGGCAGGAAGGAUUGUCCUGGAUGGGUUUUGCUCAUGAGUCGUUGGGUUUAUUUGUGCACGUAACUUCUUUUUUUGCAGAGUCUGCUUUGAUUUUGCCUCGUAAUCAGCGUGCAGCAUUCGUUCUGUAAAGAGGGCUUUCCACAAGCCGCCUCCCUUUGUUGGGGUUGUUUCUGGUCUGCCCUACACUUGGGGUUCCUCACCCACCAGCAUUCCUGUUUGCAAUGUGGCCGUGGCCUUGACACCCUAUCUAUCUCUAAUGUUUCCUAGAAGAGACCUGUAAAAUACUGCUAAUUCAUAAGAAACAGAGCUUCCUAUUGCUUCUGUUGAAAGAAGUGUUGCUGGGGGAGAUCAGCGGGUGCGCUGGAGCUCUCCUCAGACCGCCCUGAGCUCUGCAGCGCACCUCGUGCUCCAUCACCGCCGGGCAGGACUGGCAUAAGGGUGGCGGGAGGGUGCUCGAGGUUAGGAACCAUCUCUUCAAAUCAAAGCUGGCACGAGCCGAGCUACCUUCUAUGGGAUAAACUGGAUUCUUUCUCUUGACACUCUGCAGUUAGUUUUUGUCUAAAGACAUUUCCAGUGAGAGCCGUCCCCCGACCCGCUUAGGGGAAUGAGUCAGAAGCACGGCAGCUCCUGGGUGGGAUGGCAGGGGCUGGAAGAGGUGAGAGGUAGGGUGGUUUUGUUUCUUUGUCGUUAGGAACCCACGUGCUCUGUCUUCAGCCAUUUAUUUAUUUUGCAAAAUACUGGCCCACCUGUUAGCUGCAAGCCUUAUCCCCCCACAGCCACCAUUACUUGGACCUGAUUUUAAAGGGUUGGGGUUCCUUGGUUGUUUUGUUGGGUUUUUUUAACGAUUCUUCUACCUUUGGUUGGAAUUGGAUGGAAGUUGAAUGGCAUUUGGAGAUAGCUUUUACUGGAGGCACAGGCUAGCCAGCACAAAGAGAUUGUGAGGAGGGGGUGAAACAAGAAACACGUUGACAGAAGGUGCUGAAUGUCUUGCACAACAGCAUUCCUUGCCCAGAGCCUGCCCACCAAACCCUUUUGAUUAUAUUUUUCCAAGUAGAUACCAAUGGAUAAUAAUGAGCCAGAAGGCGUAGAUCCUAACGGAUGCUCACAGCGGCUCUAUCUCUCUAUUUAGAAUUAAUUAUACAAUUGUACAUCUAUAAAUAAAUGUUUAUAAUGUGAAAGGC
Messenger RNA from Strigops habroptila (Kakapo), 5204 nucleotides. RefSeq names its product DnaJ heat shock protein family (Hsp40) member B12 (gene DNAJB12). Bases 729 to 1808 code for a protein of 359 amino acids. The transcript is spliced from 8 exons. Gene Ontology annotation, molecular function: Hsp70 protein binding. Gene Ontology annotation, cellular component: endoplasmic reticulum membrane. NCBI's taxonomy places the organism in Eukaryota, Metazoa, Chordata, Aves, Psittaciformes, Psittacidae. Gene Ontology annotation, biological process: cellular response to misfolded protein. The record is from RefSeq and is a predicted model, not a curated record.